GUGUCCAAUCACAUCUGACAGUGUCUACUCCAUCUGUAGUGGUGGAGCUGCGCGCGUGUCGCUGAAUGAUAAGGAGGAGAGAAAGCAAACAGUGUGAGUCUCAGGAGCAGCAGAUCGGCUGCAGGAGCCAGCGCAACAGGAUGGAUUUCUGCCCGACGUGAGACGGAGAGAGCAGCGUCUGCGGCAACACAUCCAACAGCCAGCAUGUCCGGACUGGACUUGACCUUGAUGGACCACAAUGAAACUGGACUCUCCUCCGUCGACAACAGAACUGUCCUCCGCUUCGCCCCGACCGCCGGCUCCACCUCGGCGGCCGCCUCGUCUCUGGCGCCGCAGGGGAACGUCUAUGUCUACAUUUGGCUCUUCCUGGGCCUCCUGGUGUUCCUGCUGACCCUGCUGGUCAUCUCCCUCCACAGACUGAAGAACAUCAUCUCGUCCUCCUCGCUGCCAGACUGCAGCAGCGAAGGACACAGCUCUUUCACCAACAUGGAGAUCUGCAGCAUCUCCUCUCAGAGAUCCACCAUCUCCACACUGUCCACCUGAAGCUCAGGUCUACUGUACACACGAGGAGAAGCAGGAUCCAGCACACUUGAUCUUGGCUGAUGAGUCAAACCACAUGCAGAGUCUCCUGGGAAUCACUGUGUGAAGUGGAGCCUCUGCAGAAAACAUGGACUCUUCCUUCCUGUUUUAACACUGCGAGGUCUGUCAGCCGUCUACAAUCCCUCAUGGUCCUUAGUUACGCCUGUGAUCUACUAGAGAAUUCAGUAAUAAAAGCAUUAUACUCAUGCUAAAUUGCAUGUUCAUGUUCUCAGAUCUGGAGGGGAGUUUACUUAAGCGCAUGACCUGCACACUGACCCCCUCUUGAGGUCAAUUAAAGCGGUGCAACAUGGUGUUCUGUUUGUAUAUUCAUGAUAUUAAGCGUUGAGGUUGCCCAGAAGGCCUUGGCGCUGAAGGUUGGAGACUCAAGGUAAAAAAACAUAUGCUCACUCUGACAUUCCAUAGUUUGUCGCAGGAUACAUAUAAAAGAGCGACUACAUCGUAUGUGCAAGAAAAUACUUUUAUUAAAGGUAAAUAAACGCGUGGAAAAAUCAAACUUCCAGUCAUCAAAUUCUUUGCAUAUUUUAUUUUUUCUUAUCAUGAUUUUUUUUUCAACUCACACAUGUCAUAUUUUACAUCUUUGCAA
This is a messenger RNA of Synchiropus splendidus (mandarinfish), 1183 nucleotides long. Its product is annotated as serine-rich and transmembrane domain-containing protein 1. The record is from RefSeq and is a predicted model, not a curated record. The transcript is spliced from 2 exons. Lineage: Eukaryota; Metazoa; Chordata; Actinopteri; Syngnathiformes; Callionymidae. The coding region runs from base 205 to 543 and encodes 112 amino acids. Gene Ontology annotation, cellular component: intracellular membrane-bounded organelle.